This is a messenger RNA of Anastrepha obliqua, 778 nucleotides long. Its product is annotated as probable fatty acid-binding protein. The coding region runs from base 1 to 396 and encodes 131 amino acids. Gene Ontology annotation, biological process: fatty acid transport. Gene Ontology annotation, cellular component: nucleus; cytosol. Lineage: Eukaryota; Metazoa; Arthropoda; Insecta; Diptera; Tephritidae. The record is from RefSeq and is a predicted model, not a curated record. Gene Ontology annotation, molecular function: fatty acid binding. The transcript has a single exon.
AUGGCUGUCUGGGAAGGAAAGAAAUACAAAUUAGAAAAGAGUGAAAACUUCGACGAAUACAUGAAGGAAUUGGUUGUCGGUAUGGUUCUACGCAAAAUGGGUAACAGUAUCAGCCCCACCGUUGAACUGAAGAAGGAUGGUGAUAAUUACUCUUUCACCACUACCUCAACCUUCAAGACAACUACGGUCAACUUCAAGCUGGGCAAGGAAUUCGAUGAAGAGACACUUGAUGGUCGCAAAGUGAAGAGCGUCUUCACUCUGGAUGGCAACAAAUUGGUGCAAGAACAGAAGGGUGACAAACCAUCGACCAUUAUUCUUGAAUUCACAAACUCCGAGCUAGUGACUACUCUCACCCUCAACGACGUGAAGUCCGUCAGAGUCUACAAGGCUGUAUAAAUGCACAGUGCGCUACAUGCGAAGUUCAAAACAACAGUAACAAAAAGCUAAAGUAAUUUAAAAUAAAAAAUGCCACUUCUUGCAAUAAACUAAUAUUGAAAAACUAACUAUCAUACAGCAUACAUUGUACUUUAUAUAACUACAUAUACAUAUAUAUAUAUAUUUUGGAUUGUGAAUAUCCCAAUUUUGUUUAUGACUGAUUAUUUGCUGAUUAAUGCAUAAAAUAAUGUAAUUAAAAGUAUGAAGUUGUUAUUAGGUAACAAUUAACUAUUUUUAUGUGAUUAGGCGGCUAAUUAAAGUGAAAUAAUUCUCAAUAUUAUUAACGACGCGCAUCAAACUGUUCACACAUGCUAUGAUAAAUAUUGUUGAAUAGAGAUUUUUC